CUCUUACAAAGAGCUCAGACAAUUAAUAUUAAUAAGCCAUCUUCAAAUAUUAAUUAAAAUGAACUGAUCGGUUUGAAUUGUUCAGUUCACAUUGCGUCAGAACCUCGUAAACAAUGCUAAUUUCCCCCCCUUAUUUUCCAGCUUCGCAAUGAAAACUAUUUUGAAAGAAUCAUGGAUAUUGUUUCUGCUUUAUGAAUAUGUGAGGGCCACAGAAGUGACCGUGUCAUCCCAUAAUAUAGUCUCCUCACAGGGCAUGCAGGUUGCUCUGCCCGUAUUCACCUGUCAUGCCAAUCACAAGAACUACAGCCGUGUCCUUUGGUUCAAAGACUAUAUCCUCCUGAGGAACGGAUCGGCCUCCUCUCUUUCCAAUCACAUGUAUUCCCUCUCUUCUUCCUCAGAGGGUAUAAAUCCCCUUACAUUACAAGGGUACUUCUGGUGCGAAACAGACGUUCCAUCCAUUGUCCAUAAAUACCUUUUCACCAUCAAAAAAGUGAAUACCACGGAGAGCAGAACAGUGAAUACUUACACGGGCAAAAUUCUUUCCUCUCAAGUCUUCAAAGGAGGAGAAAAUUCAGAAAAAUUAAAACAAGAUUACGAACUAGAAAUGGAGAACAUUCUUUUUGGGUUUUUACCUAAACCCAAUACCUACGUUAGAGAUAUUAAAAUCAGACCGAAAGGAGUCGAAGUAAGUUUCUUUGUCUAUUCCCGCCAAGUGUUGAAUCCGAGGAAGCGAGAUCAGGAGGAGUUGAUGGAAGAUGAGGAGGAACUAGAUCAUAUCCUGGAUAACAUCAGCAGCAGUAACGAGGAGUGGAUGGAGAAUCGAAAGAUAGAAGAUAUUGUUCUGAGGAGCACACUUGGCUGCUAUUCGGAAGUAAUGGUCGAUACUCCGAAAAACAUUUCGUGGCCUUAUGCCUAUAGGGGAGAGAUUGCCAUCCCCGAAGAAAGCUGCUCAUCUAAAAAUGGCCUUGCUGUCACUCGGUUGUGCAUUGGUUCAUUUUACUCUGGUGCAAGAUGGGGAAUGGAAUCCGGAAAAUGUGAUGUGGAACCCAGCAAUCUCACCUCUCAACUUAUGCAGAUACGAGACAGUGCAACACAGACAACGGAAGACAUUGAAAAAGUAUUAGAAGGUGCUCACCUGAGCGUCACAGACCUGCAUAUUUUAACUGGCAUUCUCACAAGAUUAUCGAAUAAAGUUCUUCAGUCACAAGAGACUAUUUCGACAAUUUUCUCGAUCAUCGAUAGCAUGUUGGCUAAUACUCAAAAAACUGAACUAAUAUCAGCAAAAAACACGAUUCGUUUUACUACCAGAAUUCUGAAGAUCAUCGAUUCUGUUCUGAGGUCGGAGAGAAGAGAAUUAGUUUUGAUAUCGAAAAAGAACAUUCUAGCUUAUGUCAAGUCCACGGAGAAAGAUCACGUGAUUGGGGCCUCCAUUAUUUCGGACGAUAGUGUGGAAUACUUAACGAAUCGCACGCAGAUAAAGGGCGAGGCGGCCUUUUUCCUGCCUGAGGAUUUAGUGUCGGAGAGGGAGAGAGACUUGCCUUUUCCUUGCCACCUUGAGAUGGUCUUCUUUAAAGAAUGGAUUCUGUUUCCCAAUCCGAAAGGAGUUCUUCUGAAAAGAAAUUACAAAAUUCUAUCUUCUCCGGUACUUCUUGCGUCACUUUCUGGCGGACGCGCUUGGAACCUCUCUUCACCCAUACACCUUUACUUUCGAACGGGUGAUGUGGAAGUGGAACAUCCAACGUGUGUCUAUUAUGACGUCAAAAAAGAAGAGUGGAGUACGGAAGGGUGCGAAUAUGUCGGUCUAGAAGAAGAUUUUUAUCACUGCCAAUGUCAUCAUCUCUCUAUCUUUUCUGUCAUUUUAUCUGUUAAUCCAGAGAAAAGUGAUCCCCCCUCUUACAGAUUGGGAACUGCCCUGCACGUGGGAUUAAGUUUUUCUAUGAUUGCUCUGGCUUUCUCAGCCCUACUCUACCUUCUCUCCAAGAAAUGGCGAAUGACAGUCGAUCACACCAUCCUGUUCCAUUUGUCUUUGAGUUUUUUGGGUUGCCUUCUCAUCCUCCUCUUGAGCGAGGAGAAGUUUUCUUGGGAGAAGAGCUGCUUCCUCCUAUCCUUGAUGCUCCACUACUUUCUGUUGGCAACAUUUGGCUGGCUCCUCGUUCAUGCAAUCGUUCACAAGAUGAGAUUUGGCAAGAAAACGGAUUUGGAAGAAGUACCUUACUUCCAGCUGAAAGCUGCUAUUUGUACUUGGGGCUCAGCUGCUGUUAUCAUAUUUGUCAUAUGGUUAACAAGAUAUGAUGAGCACUACAACUUAAAGAGCUGUCUGAAGCCAUUGACGGAGGUAUCGAGGGCGGCUGUCAUCCCAAUUGUUGUCUUGGUGCUCGUGACACUCUGCCUCAACCUGUGCGCAGUCUACGCCAUAACGUGCCGUUACAAGAAGGACUACCUAUUAGAAAACUCAUCCUACCAUGAAUCCGUCAUCAAGUUCAGGGUGGCCUUCACCAUCUCCUUCCUUUUUGUUAUAUCCUGGCUGUUUGGAUUGUCCGCCCUGCAUCAUGAAUAUAAGGAAUUAAGAAUCCUUUUUAGCAUCUGCAUCGUUCUCACCACCUACUACAUGACUCUAUUUUUUGUAUUUCAAGAGACCAGCUUUUGGGAGAUGUGCCAGAAAUGCAACAAAAAACAAAGUGAUCAAAAUAAGGAAGACGUAGUUACCUUCACCACCAAACCAGCAGAAUAAAUGUAUUUAAAUCUCAAUAAAUAUAAUUAAAGAAA
Messenger RNA from Parasteatoda tepidariorum (common house spider), 2766 nucleotides. RefSeq names its product adhesion G protein-coupled receptor G6. The record is from RefSeq and is a predicted model, not a curated record. NCBI's taxonomy places the organism in Eukaryota, Metazoa, Arthropoda, Arachnida, Araneae, Theridiidae. Gene Ontology annotation, cellular component: membrane. Gene Ontology annotation, biological process: cell surface receptor signaling pathway; G protein-coupled receptor signaling pathway. Gene Ontology annotation, molecular function: G protein-coupled receptor activity.